UUUCUAUUGUGAUAGAAGUUUCAGAAUGACUCCAUUUUUAGUUUUGUUGUGUCUGUCUUUCAUUCUUAUAAGCAGUACUGAAGGAGCAAAAAGUGUUGAAGAUCUUGAAAUAGACAGACAACUCAAGAUUCUGAACAAACCCUACAUCAAAAGCAUCAAGACUACAGAAGGUGACAUCUUUGAUUGCAUUGAUAUCUAUAAACAACCGGCCUUUGAUCAUCCUUUGCUUAAAAACCAUAGCAUUCAGAUGAAACCUAGUUCUUUCCCAGAAAGAGCGGAAGAUAGAACUCUACCACAUGCAGCAGGCAAGACUUCUGCAGUUGGAUUGAGUGAAGGCUGCCCAUUUGGAACCGUUCCCAUCAAGAGGACUCGGAAGGAAGACUUAAUCUGGGCAAAAAUAGUCGUGAAAAAAUCUGGGGCAGAUGCUGCCUCUCCUCCUACUCAUUAUGCAAGAAGAAAAUUACCAAGCAGUCCAGGCAAAAAUUAUAUGGGAGCUGGCGCAAUUCUCAAUAUACAAAACCCACAAGUUAUAAAUAAUCAAUUCAGCCAGGCAUUUGUACAGAUCCGAAAUGGCGUUGAUGUGAUUCAAGUCGGGUGGAUGGUAAAUCCAAAACUACAUGGCGAUAAUACUACGCGAACCUUUGGUGCAUGGACUGCAGGUGAAGAUGGUUGUUUCAAUAUGCUCUGUUUGGGUUUUGUGCAAACAAACUCAAAAUUUCCUCUCGGUUAUGUCCUUGAUUCGAUUUCCCAAUACGAAGGAGAACAGUUUUAUGUAAGAUGCAACAUAUUCAAGGAUAGGAAAUCAGGAAAUUGGUGGCUUGCACAUGAUAGUUUAUUUUCAGAAGAACCUGUUGGGUAUUGGCCAAACUCCUUAUUUUCAAGUCUAUCCAGCUCAGCAGCUGAGAUAACUUGGGGAGGGGGAGUUUACACAGACAACAAUGCAACUAGUCCUCCAAUGGGAAGCGGCCAUUUUGCAUACGAAGGCUACUCUAGGGCUGCUUACGUGGAUGAACUUGAGUUUGCAGAUGAAUCCAACAAAUGGAUAUAUCCUGAUUACAAUUCACUGCAAUAUGAUGCAGAUAUCCGAAAAUGUUACACCAUAAAUGCUCUAUUUGAAUCUGACCAUGGCUACCUAUAUGGUGGCCCUGGUGGUAAUUGUCAAGCCUAAUUUAACUUUCAUUUUGUAGUUUUUGAAUCUCA
Messenger RNA from Juglans microcarpa x Juglans regia, 1200 nucleotides. RefSeq lists its product as uncharacterized. The record is from RefSeq and is a predicted model, not a curated record. Bases 26 to 1168 code for a protein of 380 amino acids. Lineage: Eukaryota; Viridiplantae; Streptophyta; Magnoliopsida; Fagales; Juglandaceae. The transcript is spliced from 7 exons.